Molecule: messenger RNA, 7019 nt
Organism: Peromyscus maniculatus bairdii (prairie deer mouse)
Lineage: Eukaryota; Metazoa; Chordata; Mammalia; Rodentia; Cricetidae
Source: RefSeq, a predicted model, not a curated record
AUGUUGUUUUCUGUUUGCUUUGGGAUACCUCACAGUGUGUCAGAUUACUAGAGUCUAUAUCUUUGAUUAUGGACAAUAUUCCGCUGAUUUUUCAGGAUAGUCAGAUCCAGUAAUUCUUCUCAAGUUAAGCUGUCGCCUGAAUGCAGUCAUUAGCCUUGAGAAGCUGAGCGCACUGGACCAAGCUUGUAAUCCCAGUGACCUAGGAGACAGAGGCAGGAGGAUGGUCACGGGUUUGAGGCCAACAUGGUCUUACACAAUGGAUUUCAGGCCAGCUAGCAUACAGUGAGACCUUAAAAAACCAACUCCCAGUGAAACACAGCCAAAGGAAUAAACGCUCAAGAGCAGUGGCUACCGGCACAUGCAGCAAGGAGGCAAACCAAGGAAUCGGACAGAGACCAGAAAUGAGAGUACGACGGACCAGUGAGGCCCGGCGGAUAAAGCCCAAUGAUGAUCAUUACGCAGAAGAUCACUAGUCUGGCUUUCGAGAUUCAUGACGGGAUGUUUCGGAAGGAUGAAGAACUGACUCCCUCGCAGAGGGGAUUAGCUGUGAGGCGCAUGCCAAGUCUCCUGGAGUAUGUAAGUUAUACCUGCAACUUCAUGGGUAUCCUGGCAGGCCCUCUCUGCUCUUACAAAGACUACAUUACUUUCAUUGAAGGCAGGCCAUCUCACAUGUCACAGGCCAGUGAAAAUGGAAAAGAAGAGCAGAAUCAUGAAAGAGCAGAUCCGUCUCCAAACGCGGCAGUCACGGAGAAGCUCCUGGUCUGCGGACUCUCUCUAUUAUUUCACUUGACCGUCUCCAACAUGCUGCCUGUGGAGUACAACAUCGACGAGCAUUUCCAAGCCACCGCCUCGUGGCCAGCCAAAGCCACCUAUCUGUACAUCUCUCUUUUGGCUGCCAGACCUAAGUACUAUUUUGCAUGGACCUUAGCGGAUGCCAUUAACAAUGCGGCAGGCUUCGGUUUCAGAGGCUACGACAGGAACGGAGUGGCUCGUUGGGACUUGAUUUCCAAUCUGAGAAUCCAGCAAAUAGAGAUGUCAACAAGUUUUAAGAUGUUUCUCGAUAACUGGAAUAUCCAGACAGCUCUUUGGCUCAAAAGGGUGUGUUAUGAACGAGCGACCUUCAGUCCGACGACCCAGACGUUCUUUCUCUCCGCCAUUUGGCACGGGGUCUACCCGGGAUACUAUCUGACGUUCCUGACAGGAGUAUUGAUGACGUUAGCAGCGCGGGCUGUGCGAAGUAACUUCAGACAUUAUUUCACUGAACCCCCUCAGCUGAAGCUGUUCUAUGACAUCCUCACGUGGGCCGCGACACAGAUAACCAUCAGCUACACGGUUGUCCCCUUCGUGCUUCUGUCUAUAAAACCGUCGUUCACGUUUUACAGCUCCUGGUAUUACAGCCUUCACAUCUGCAGCAUCUUAGUGCUGCUCCUGCUGCCUGUGAAGAAGUCUCAAAGAGGAAGGAGCACCCAGGAAAACGUUCAGCUCUCGUGGGCCAAAAAGUUUGACGAAGGAGAAAAUUCUCUGGGACAGAACAGCUUUGCCACGACAAACAAUGUUUGCAAUCAGAACCGAGACACUGCCUCUAGACACUCGUCACUGACGCAGUGACUGGGAGAGCGCGGGAUGGCGGUUUCCCGUCUGUGAACAGAAAAACCAGUCUCGACGCCUUUCCAGUGACUAACUGGGUGGAAAUGGGACAGUCUCAGUUAGGGGAUUUCCUGUACACCAGAUUGGAAAUGGAAUGAAAUAACCCUCCCCAUGCCAUGUUCCUGUGGGUCACGCCUUAUACAAAAUCUUUCCGUAUUUCAAUAGGGCACUCUGACCUCAGCAUAUGCCCUCAAGGUCAUAUGUGUGCCCUGUUGCUGAAUGUACAUUGCGUAUCCCAAGGCACUGAAGAGGUGGAAAAAUGAUCAUGUCAAUCUGGAUGAUUGACAGGUUAACUUUUUCCAAAUGAAUGUCUUGCCUUAAACCUCCUGUUUCCUAAAAUGUUCCUGGAUGGUAUUUUCCACUGAGGAGACGAUUUCAAUAAUCUGAUGUGGUGUGCGGCAGAGUGGGAUCGAGGAGGAUUUUUAAACCGGAUAUUUAAGAUUGUGGGUACUUGAAAAAUGCAAUAAACAUCUCAGUAUUUGAAGGGUUUUCUUAAGGUAGCUCAGAGGGCUGCACACAUGUAGAAGAGUCACAGUCAGGGCUGUUAAAUUCCAGGUAGCUCGUUUUGCUGGGAGCUUAAUUACCUGGUGUCAGUUAGGAGGCCCUUUCAGGAGGACUGUCUUAAACAUAAUUAAAGGUUGGCAAUGUGAUAUUUUAGGCUUAUUUUCUUAAGGAAAAAAAAAACAACUAAGAGGGCAGAUGAGGUGAGCAGGGCCAGAAUGCAGAAAGCACCGUGUGGUCCGCAGCCAGAGGCAGAGGGCUCCCCCUUCCGUGUCCAGGAUCAGUGUGAUUGUGCGGGACACAGAAGUUCAAUACGCUGAUAAUACUGUGGACUUUCUGAAGAAAUUUCUCGAGCAUAAAUUACAUAGAACUAGAGGAGGUUAUAAGAGGAACAGUAGUAGGUUAUUUGAAGAUUUUGAAGGAAAUCUCUAGGAAUUAAGGGUAUUGUCUGGUUCAUUGGUUUCUUGUCCCUGUCAUGUCUGUCGCUAUUUGGGGGAAAGUUUUAGGGAAAAGAAAACUUAGUUGCUGAGUCUAAGUGACACUUUUUUAAAUUAAUAAAUUAGUUUCUACAUUCUUUAACUUCACGCAUUAAAAUUCUUCCGUUAAACUCUUGUGAAAAUGGGUGGUAGAGUCUAUCAAAACAAAUACGUGUCUUCCUCUUUGGGCCGCUCUUGCCUUGAGUGACUGGGUGUGUCCCUGAUCCAGCAGCAGCGUGCUGUGGGUACCGCAGCUGUAAGCACGUAGGCAAGGGGUGGAUUUGAGGCCGUGGAACUGAGCCAUGGACUGACUGCAGCUUCUGCCUUGUGAGAGAGAAAGGCUGGGCUUUUGAGCCUCUCUGUUAUUUAACCAAUCUCUUUAUGAAAUUUGUUUUGGUUUUGCCUUACAUUUUCAAAUGAAAUGCACAUUGUCAGUCUACGAUGAGGUUUUUGUUUUUUGGGUUUUUUUUUUUUUUUUGGUCACUAAUACACUUGGGAGUGAAGUUAAGGAGGAACCGGCAGUGGUGGGGUAGUUUAAGAUUUCAGUGGAAGGAAAAGGUGCAGCGGCCAGUGUGGCGUUCUAGGACUUGAGAAGUAUGUGUGGCACCUUCGCCUUUCCGAAGGCAGGUUGUUUGCCUCUGACGAGGAGAGUCCUCCCCCUGCCUCUCCCAGGGAAGGGGCUGGUAAAUACUUUUUCAUAGUUUUCCGAGGUGGAUGUAGAAUUCAAGAGGAAAGAAGAGUGUUUAUGGAGGGUACCUGCCCCCAAAUGUCUCUGUGAUUUCGUGAAUACCGUGGAGAAUCCAGUCACUAUUAAAGACAACCCUCGGCAUUUCGUAAGGGAAGGCUGGAGAGCCGGUAGAAACUGCUGAGGACUUGCUGGGUCUACCCAGAACUUACACACAACCCCCAUCUAUUUCUGUUACCCAAACACAUUUUAUUUCUAGGCCUGUACACUCGAGUGGCUGUUCCUUGUUUCCUCUCAAAGAAUUUAUAAUCACAGUGCUAUCAUCCAAAAAAGCAAGACAAUAAUCAUUGUUCCAGUUCCUGGAAGAGGAUGCACGGAACAUCCAAUCUGACCAAUUUCUUUUUUUCAUUCUUCUACAGCUAUUCGUUAUAUUUAUGAGAUCAUUUUUUUAAAAAAAUUUUAGAUGGCUAUCUUCUACUUUGGAGAAAUAAUCCUGAUUAUGCAAUCUAAAAGAAAAUAAAUCAAAUUCUCAAUUUUUCUCAAAAAAUCAUGUUCUAGAAAAUGAACGUCUGGUUGGGAUGUUGUAAAGAUUAUUUCGCCUCUUAUUUAGAAGGAGUUAGAGUAAUGUUUGUGCUACUGUUGAGUGUGAAGGAGGUCAUUAUAACAUGUGCUUGGUGUGUUUAACCGACAGAACAGGUUUCAGUGUGUGUUCAUAUGAUCUUUCCACCCCUCCAGUGUCAUGACGUCACUCCAGAGAGGGUCUGUCCACAUCGUAUUUAUACUUCUGUUUGCUUAUAUACUACUCAGGGAAAAUAGAACAAAAAUAUUCUUCCCUCGGUUUCAUUUUCUUGAAACAAUAAUUGUUAAUUGGAUGCGUCUCAGCUCACUGUUUUUAAAACAACGCAUUUUAAUUAGAACUCAGAGUGACUAGGGAAGCUUGCUUAGCUUCUGGAGUACCUAAAGUUGGGGAGAAGGCUCUCUGGGCUUCAGGGGUGCCCGAUCACUGUGUCUUAGCAUGCUGGUCCCUACCAUGGAUGACAUCCAUACGGGCAUUUCCACACAUGCCACUUUUGAAGUUGCCAUCUAGAAAGUGCUGACAGCUUCCUUGGCCUGGCUGGUCCGUCUGGCUCUUGCCUAGGGAGGCCCGCCCCUCACCCCCCAUCCUGUAGGGUGAAAGGCAAAGGGAGGGUAGGUUCACAAAGGGAGCUGGUCACUGUCGGCUGCUUUUUAUUACUGGAGCUUAAGGUGCUGACUUAAAAAAAUGGUUGUCUAGCAACAGGAAGAAUACCUUUUAAUCCAUUAGCUCAGAACGGGUAGCGACAGGCCGUUUCCCCUCUGCUUCCUCUGGUUUCUGUUUCUGCUGGGUAAAACUGGAGAGGAUUUAUGCCAUUAAAGACUCCCCAUAGACUGCUGAUUUUGAUUACCAGCGUGUAUCUCCUCAGCAAUUAUUUCAUUCAGAGAAUCAACUUAUUCUGUAUUUUAAAUGACAGGAAGCAAUUUUAAAUUGCCAUCAAGAUAACCGUAAAGGUUUUUACUUUUGAAGUAAAAGGUUUUACUUUUGAAGACUAGAUUAAACAUUUAGGACAAAUGCUUUUCCGGUUUAAAACCCGUACGUUCUCAGUGUUCAACUUGUAUAUUCAUGAGCACAUCUGGACAGUCGUACUGAUCAGAUGUUCAUAAGUAUCACUCAUUGAUUCUAAGAGUUCUAAAUGAUACCUGACACAGACAUUCUUGAGAGGAAAGGCUCAUUUAUAGUAUUUGCUGCUGCUGUGGCCACUGAGGAUGGGCUCAAAUGCAUAGUUAUAAACCAGUGUUUGGAGGGGUUUCAAAUGCAUAGUUAUAAACCAGUGUUUGGAAGGGUUUCACAUGCAUAGUUAUAAUCCAGUGUUUGGAGGGGUUUCAAAUGCAGAGUUAUAAACCAGUGUUUGGAAGGGUUUCACAUGCAUAGUUAUAAUCCAGUGUUUGGAAGGGUUUCAUUUAGGCAUUAAUAGUCUACCCUGGCUGAAAUUUAACACACCCAGUUUACCCUAGGUGCAGAAUUCCAGCUUACACUGUGACUGUAGUCCUACCUGCCCUGAGGACCAUAGAUACUCGUUACACUCCACUAGUCGCGUCUGAGGAAUGGCUGAUCAUUUAUACACUUGCCUCUGAUGCUUAAUCUCUGGCUUCCCACUGCCCUUGGAAAGGUGAGUUUGUCUCAGAGAGGCCUCUGAAUGCGGAAGGAAGGGAUUUGCCUGGAAAAACAAAUCCACUCUGAAUUUUGAGUCUGAUGGAUCAGAACAUGGCAGUUCUCUACAGUGAUUUUUCUGUAACACCGGGUAGUCAAGUCUAUUUAUAGCGACUCUCCUUCUGGAAGAAAAUUUCAAACGACAUUUUCCACGUUGAUAUUUUGUAGGAUUGCUCUUCUAAUCCACGACUUAAGCUGCUUUCUGAGGCUCUUGUUGUACAGCGUGCAGCCAAUGACAUUUUAAUUAGUAGGCUGCUUAAUACUGUUUUGUAUGUUUUCAGAUAAUAAUUUAUUUUAAUAGGUUUUUAACACAAUGCAAACUCCAGUGAAGAGCUGACAAGAAGCUCCAUAGGUCAUUGAUCGGGGAAACUUUGUCCAACAGACCCUAACGACACAUUUAUACGCCAGCUAAUCUGUCUUGCCUUUAAAACUGGUGGCAACUACUCUUAAUGCCAUUUUUAUAAAGCAGGGGACAGCCUGUCUGUCCUACCACGCUUCAAAGACCUAUGUGCGACCACUGUCCGAAGCUGAUCCAGUGAGGCCUAGCCAGACCCAGCUGAGUUUCCUCCUCUUUUGCUGCUGUGACCGGCAGCGGCAAAUAAUGUGAAGCCAAAAGUUACAGAGGGAGGGAAGUGAGAUGACUGAGAAUUUCUCGGGCGCACGCCCAGCGUGGAAGCCGCUGCAGCUCCCCGCGCAGGUCUGUUUGGGGUUAACCUCUCUGAGAGACUGGUUUGUUAACGGUCUUCUCCGUCCUCUCUUUGGGGGGGAGGACACGUGCAGAGUGACUGACAGACUUUUAAAAGUGUGUCUCUUUCCCCAUUUUCAACGUCUUUGGUUCUGUGUCCGCCCACCUGUCGGUGAAGCCCAUUCGCUGCUGACUUGGUCGCACAUACCAAGGCUCCUGUGUUGACUGCAAACACAGUCUCGUCUGUCUUCUGUCACUUUUAUGUACGUGAUGGCACCCCCACACCAGAAGGAGCGUCACACGAGGUAACAGGAAUGAAAGGGACACGGAUUCCUGUGACGUGGAAGUCCCAUCGUGUCAGGGUGAAGGUGCCUGGCUUCAAAUCUGCCUUCCCUUCCGGCCGACCCGAGAGGCGCCUCAGCUCCCACAGCCAGUGCCCACAGCCAGUGCUCACAGCCAGUGCUCACCCUACUUCCCCCUCUUGUCCCAGGUGGAGAAGAACAGCGUGUGGUGGUCUGUGCUUUUCCUUUGUUUUUAUUAUUCCGAGAUAUUUUUUUAAAGAGGCGUUAUUUUUCAUUCGAUCCACAAACCAGUCCCCAUUGCACGGUGAAUCGAAGCCACCACUGUGUGGGCUGACCUGCGCCGGGAUGACUCAUGGCCGUUCUCGUUAGUCCGUGUCCUCAGAGCUGCACGGUGGCUUAUUGCUGGCUUUUAAAGGUGUUUUUAACUUACAUGUCUUUUUUUUCCCCCCUCUUAUCUGUGUGUCUUUAAAACUGAUUAAACAGUAGUUUAAAAGAA